Molecule: messenger RNA, 226 nt
Organism: Symbiodinium necroappetens
Lineage: Eukaryota; Dinophyceae; Suessiales; Symbiodiniaceae
Source: the annotation of a GenBank genome assembly
GUGACGUUGACUCCGAGCAUGGGCGUGAAGCCGGUCGAAGGCAGCCAGGAUUACGCCGUAACCCGCUCGGGCGACAGCAUCCCAUGUUGGCUGUCCCUCAAGGUCUACAAGACUGGGUCGUAUCUCCUUCCCUUGUUUGGGACGUGCUAUCGGCUCCUCUUUGUGCGCUCUGUCCCACACAUCCACUACAAAAUCGUCAAGCAGGUGUCCGUGUUGCGGCAGGGAG